Ipomoea nil (Japanese morning glory) is the source of this 1026-nucleotide messenger RNA. RefSeq lists its product as uncharacterized. The coding region runs from base 289 to 927 and encodes 212 amino acids. The record is from RefSeq and is a predicted model, not a curated record. Gene Ontology annotation, cellular component: plasma membrane. Lineage: Eukaryota; Viridiplantae; Streptophyta; Magnoliopsida; Solanales; Convolvulaceae. The transcript has a single exon.
AAGAUGAGAUAUAUCGUUGAGGAAUGUAACCCAUUCUGUUUCUAUCUUUAUUUCCACCGGUGAUAUAUAUAUACCUCCUGCAAAAUAAUAAUCACCCUCUGCUUCAUAUUUGGUGGUGGAUUAGCCCAACAAAUUCAUCACCAUCAUAUCAUUUGCACGUACCACACAAAAUCAAACCGCCAUGCAUGCAUGCAUGUAUGUCCCCUGGCCUUAAUUACCAAGCUUCAAUUCAUUAAUCUCUUCCUUGCCUGCGCUGCCGGAAGUUAAAACGGAAGGGAUAUCGGAGCCAUGCCGCCUCCUCACCGCCGCAACGUCCCCAGAUCGUACCAACCCAAGAAAUCAUCGACGAGUUGCUGCUGCAAAUGCAUAUGCUGCUGCUGCUGCUUUCUCCUCAUCUUCAUCCUCGUCCUGGGCGGCUUGGCUUUCUACCUCUACCACGUUUACAAGCCCAAGAUGCCGGCGUACACGGUGGAGGGCAUGGACGUGAAGGACUUCGACGUGAAGGAUGAUUUUAGCCUGACAACGGAUUUGCUGGUGCGCGUGAAGGCCGAAAACCCUAACGCCCAUGUGGGAUUCGUGUACCACAAGAACAGCUCCGUCGUCGUCACUUAUACCGGCUCCGUUCUCUCCUCCGGCGAGCUGCCUCAUUUCACCCAGGAGCCCUUGAACACGACGGUAAUGGUGAUCGAGAUGAGGGGGGAAAGCGAGUUCGGGUCGGAUCUCCAGAAGGCGCUUCAAGAGAACAAGAAAACGGGGAGAAUACCGCUGCUUGUGAAGGUGGAAGCGCCGGUGAGCAUCGUAAUGGAGAAGUUAGAAUCCAGGGAAUUCGUCGUUUAUGUCAACUGCUCUCUCGUCGUCGACAAUCUCCAGCUGGGGAAGAAGGUCGGAAUCGUUGAAUCCGAGUACAGCUUUGAUGUUAAAUUCUAAUCAUAUCCGCCGUGUUACGUUAGUUAAUUAGUUUCUAAUCAAUCUGGAUGGCUUACCUGCUUAAUUAAUUAAUUAUAUUAUAUUGGUUGAAUUAUUGAA